Molecule: messenger RNA, 429 nt
Organism: Lactuca saligna
Lineage: Eukaryota; Viridiplantae; Streptophyta; Magnoliopsida; Asterales; Asteraceae
Source: the annotation of a GenBank genome assembly
AUGACAUCUGGAAAAUUGGUUGAUGACGAUGCUGAAGAAGAAGAAUAUUUGUCUGAAGGGUCAAAGCUCAAAAGAAAGAAAUGUAACCAAGAGCUUGAUCAAGCACAACAUGUUGCAAAGGAAGCUGAAGUAGCUGAAAACGAGGCUCGUGAUGCACGAGUCACUCUCAAAAUUGAGAAUGCCCACUUCCCUCCUUGGUCCAUGGAACGGAUUCUGAAUGAAGCAAUUGACAAUCAAAACAUUUACUGGUUGGAGCCAUUUGUCUCGUUUGAGCUAGAGAAUACUUCGAAAUCUCAGUUUGAUUUUCCGAUCACUCUAAAGGCUUUUCUAUUUCGCUGUUUUGAAAAGGUUAAGAAAGCUUCGAUAUCAGAUGAUGAUGUCAAUCACAUGCUUUUCUCCUUCUAUCUUAAGCACGAGAAGCCUCAAUAA